UGGCAAUUAUCCAUAUUCGAUAGCGCUAUAUCAUCAUUCACAAGAAAGCACGUGUUCGUAGUAUUUACAAAGUAAAAAUGGGAAAAAAGAUUACUGCCAAGAUUGGACCUUCGAUUUUGAAUGCCGAUUUGGGACAGUUAUCAGAAGAAUCUCAGCGAUUGAUUAACAAUGGUGCUGAUUAUUUACAUUUAGAUGUUAUGGAUGGGCAUUUUGUACCUAACCUUACUUUCGGCCAUCCAUUAGUAAAAUGCCUCCGUAAUAAAGUAAAAGAUGCAUUUUUGGAAACCCAUAUGAUGGUCUCUAAUCCAGAACAGUGGAUAGAACCUAUGGCUGAUGCUGGUGUCAAUCAGUACACAUUCCAUGUGGAACCAGUGAAAGAUAUUCCACUAGUUUGCAGAAAAGUACGAGAAUCAGGAAUGAAGGUUGGAGUAGCACUUAAACCUGGAACACCAGUAGAUGUAGUUGUAGAUUAUGUGGACCUAGCAGACAUGGUAUUAAUUAUGACUGUAGAACCAGGUUUUGGUGGACAAAAAUUCAUGCAACCAAUGAUGGAAAAAGUAGCUUGGCUAAGAAAAAAUUAUCCUACUUUAGACAUAGAAGUAGAUGGGGGUGUAGGACCAUCUACUAUUGAUGCAUGUGCAAAAGCUGGAGCAAAUAUGAUUGUCUCAGGGACAGCAGUUAUAGGUUCCUCUGAUCAAGCAAAAGUUAUAAAAACUUUAAGAGACACAGUAAAUUGUGCAUUACAGAAUAGUUAAAUAUUGGUGAAAAAAAUAAUAUUAAAAAUAUGCAAAAUGAA
Messenger RNA from Megalopta genalis, 796 nucleotides. Lineage: Eukaryota; Metazoa; Arthropoda; Insecta; Hymenoptera; Halictidae. The record is from RefSeq and is a predicted model, not a curated record.